AUGAGAGUUUUCUGGUCGUUCAUCUCAUUGCAGGUGUAUGACCACGAGUACAAAGCCGUGGUGGACGGCGUAGAGACGAACAGUGUGAUGGAGAUUGACCCAGCUGACCUCACUGAGAUCUUCAGAAUGGGGAACGGCAGUAAGGAGGUCGUGGAGGUGCACGACUUUAAGAAUGGGAUCACUGGGAUACGGUUUGCCGAACAUCAGAGGUGCUACAUCAGGACCCAAACGAAGAAACUACCCACAGUGGCCGAGGCGGAGGCUGACGACAGGGAAAGGACGAUACUAAUUGCCCAGGCAGCACCAUAUGUCUGUGCCAUCUCUGUCUUCUUUUGUGUACCGGAAAGCCUAAUUGGCUCAAUUCGCAGCUCCAGAGUGAAGCAUGAAAGGACAGCAAAGUGACUUGGGCUCAUACCAGUAUUGAUGGACACGCUUACGUUUAAUAAAAAUAAUGGUUCAAAGGGCUAUUUAAGUCACGUUUU
This is a messenger RNA of Poecilia latipinna (sailfin molly), 482 nucleotides long. RefSeq names its product tenomodulin-like. The coding region runs from base 1 to 402 and encodes 133 amino acids. Gene Ontology annotation, biological process: negative regulation of angiogenesis; negative regulation of endothelial cell proliferation. NCBI's taxonomy places the organism in Eukaryota, Metazoa, Chordata, Actinopteri, Cyprinodontiformes, Poeciliidae. The record is from RefSeq and is a predicted model, not a curated record. The transcript has 4 exons.